Messenger RNA from Eruca vesicaria subsp. sativa (arugula), 321 nucleotides. The record is from the annotation of a GenBank genome assembly. NCBI's taxonomy places the organism in Eukaryota, Viridiplantae, Streptophyta, Magnoliopsida, Brassicales, Brassicaceae.
AUGGAUCCUAAUGAAGAGAGGAGAGCAAUGAAGGCGCGUAAGGCUCACUACGAUAGCCUCCAUUUUGUAACAGACUCGAUGUUGGGAAUUCAAGAACGGUGUGUAUGUGGGAAACGCUUAGUGCGCGAGAGAGCUCCAGCAGAAGUCUUUGACUAUCUACCAGGGAAGAGGUUCUUCACCUGCAAGGAGUACAAGGCAAUCGAGGAAGAGAUAGGGAUCAUGAAAACGCGUCUGGAAAAGCUGGAAGCCGAUAAUCAAGAGCUGAAGGCAGAGGUUGGGAAGCUCACAGCCCGAAUGUCUGAGCUUGAGUGUGGCCCUUAA